This is a messenger RNA of Athene cunicularia (burrowing owl), 12042 nucleotides long. It is a transcript of the gene NSD1, whose product is annotated as nuclear receptor binding SET domain protein 1. Gene Ontology annotation, molecular function: histone H3K36 methyltransferase activity; protein binding. The record is from RefSeq and is a predicted model, not a curated record. The transcript has 21 exons. The coding region runs from base 103 to 7497 and encodes 2464 amino acids. Gene Ontology annotation, biological process: regulation of DNA-templated transcription. NCBI's taxonomy places the organism in Eukaryota, Metazoa, Chordata, Aves, Strigiformes, Strigidae. Gene Ontology annotation, cellular component: chromatin; nucleus.
GUGAAGUAUGAAGUUGGGGAUCUUGUUUGGGCCAAGUUCAACAGACGCCCAUGGUGGCCAUGCACAAUUUGUCAUGACCCAGUGCUGGACUGUCACUCAAAAAUGAAAGUUUCCAAUCGGAGACCGUAUCGAGAGUACUAUGUGGAUGCCUUAGGAGAACCUUCAGAGAAAACCUGGGUUUCUGGGAAGGCUAUUGUCCUCUUUGAAGGAAGACAUCAAUUUGAAGAGCUGCCUGUUCUUCGGAGAAGAGGAAAGCAAAAGGAAAAAGGCUACAAACAUAAGGUUCCUCAAAGAUUUAUGGCUAAAUGGGAAGUCAGUGUUGGACAGGCAGAAGACAUUCUUCUCGGGGGGCCAGAGGAUCAGAAGUGCAGCCAGAACUCCAGCGAGCUGGACAGCGAGAAGGAAGUGCGGUCAGAAUACUAUUCCAAUGGCCCUGGAGCAGAAAGGGACAGGCAGUUGAAUGGAUGUUUUAAAUCCUUGGCGUUUGAGUCCAGACAUCCGGCCAGUGAAAAAGGAAAAUUGCACAUUAAGCCACAUGGGAAAAAAAGCUCUGACAGCAGAAAAAGGACUAGAGUAAAAAAGAGUGGCACAAGAGGGGAAGCAUCUAGGGGAGAAAUCAAAGAAAAAACACCAGACAGCAUAGUUAGAAACAUGAUUAUUGGGGACCUACCAGGUAAACAUGCAUCUCAUGAACUUCGCCGUAUUGCCAACAGCCUAACAGCAUCCAGUAGCACCAGGGAAAACCAUUUACUUUCCUCCUUUGGAGAAAGACGUUUUGAAAAGACAACUUUGAAACCAGACUAUGAGAAUCGUAAAAGUGAUGCUCUGAAGAACACUUUCCAAGGGGAUUUGUUUUCCAGCGCAUCUUUGGAGAGAGAGAAGAGCUCCCUGGGCAUUUUGUGCAGCUCCAAAUUACAAAUACACUAUUCUGCAUCUGAUGCUGGUAUUGAGAAAAAGCAAACUGAAUCAGAUUCAUCCUCUUCCCUCUCAGAUGGUGGGAACAGUGAUGUAGAUACCAUGGACCAAAGUUCAGAGAGAGCCUCUAGUGCUCUUGAAGUUAGUGAUUCUUCAGAUAAGAUGGAGAAGGAAUUUCCUAUGACGUCAAGUGGAAACAUUAAGCUUUCCAUGUAUCUUUCUCAGAAGAGCAACAGAAGGGCCAGGAAGAAGUCAUACAGAGAUCGCAAACCUCUGGGAGGUUCAGUAACCAGCAGACUUGAUGCUGAAUUUGCAGAUGGGGAGCUUGAAGUAGGCUUCUCUGAUGCUGAGAUGUCAUUGACAGCUCUUGAGUGCUCUUCAGAUGUGAGAAAUGACAAUCUUUCCCUAGCAAACAAGCACACUACUCCCCAAAGUGUUUCCAAGGACAGCUCCUGGCCUGCUGUUGCAAAUCAAGCAAUCUUAAAACCGAAAAGCAUGAAAUUGCCCCGAAUCAGGAGUAUAAAAUGCAAACAUAAAGAAAAAGUUGGUGGCUUGGAGCCUCCUCUUGCAGAAGAAGAGGGUGGCAUGAAUCGCUGCUCUUCUGAUACCAAAGGUUUCUCUGGCCUUCAGAGAGAUUCUCUUCAGAGAAGCGGAAAAGUUGAUGGUCAGAAACUGUUAAACAACAUGCAUGAGAAACCCAGGGAUUCUGCUGAAAUAGAAACAGCUGUGGUGAAACAUGUCUUGUCAGAGCUGAAGGAGCUGUCUUACCGGUCCAUGAAUGAUGAUGCUAGUGACUCUGGUGCUCCAAAGGCCACAGUACCUUUACUUUUCUCUUCCGCCUCUGGUCAUGGUCGUUUGCCUAUUGAGCCAGAUUACAAAUUCAGCACCUUGUUAAUGAUGUUGAAGGAUAUGCAUGACAGUAAGACAAAAGAGCAGCAACUGAUGACUGGUCAAAAUAUAGUACCAUUUCGAAAUACCAGCACAGCUGAUGGUUCUGGAAGCAAUUCUACAAGUGGUCUGAAGUCCUUGUCUAUUGUAGGUCCCCCAUAUAAAAUAGAAAAAAAUGGAGAUUGUGUCCAGGAAACAGUAAAUCCAAACUCCGCUAUAAGCAACUCCUCAUAUUCACGCAAUCCUCCAACCAAGUUGAUGGGGAUUGGUACUAGUAAAAGGGAGCCCGCGAGUACUGCUGUUUCUGGGACAAACGGCACAAAUUACGUGCCCAAACGCAACUGUUCAAAAUCUAAGCAGUCAUCAAAGCUUGGAGAUAAAACAGUUUCAAACAGAAAGGACUUAAAACCAGGAGGGCCAAGUAAGUUGCUAAGUCGGUUAUCCAGAGAUUCAGGAGAACAUGCAUUCCGCGUUCAUGGUUCGGUUACCAGUCCUCUAGGUAAUGAAGCAGAAGAUGCUGGGAGAAAAGAGUCUAUUGAUUUAACAGAACAUUCAACUGAUGAAGACUCUGCUUGUUUAUCUGAUGACAAUUUAGAUCGUAUUGGAAGGAGACCUGAAGCUGGUAGAAAUAUUGAGAGCUGCACUUCUGCUGAAAAUGGGGAGAGUCCAGACUUGGAUUCAGAGGCAAAUAUACAUUCAGAGAGGAAACGCCUUAGAAAGCCAAGUAAACGGCUUCUGGAAUAUGCAGAAGAAUAUGAUCACUUAUUUGCACCCAAGAAAAAAUCAAAGAAAGGCCAGGAGCAAUUGCAUAAGGUGAAUUCUGUGGUGAGGUCUGAAUUUGAAGGAGGUCUUCCUGCACGAUGCAGUCCUGACAGAGAUACCCAGCGGGGGCCAAGUCCUUUGGUUUCAACUCCAUCUUCAACCAAAGAGUCCCCUCCCAUCCUUGAAGCAGAGUGCUCCUUCUCAGAACUAGGAUCCAAUCCUAGCGGUCAACUUCUAGAAGGAUCUUCAAGUUUUCCAGAGCUGGUGCUGUCCUCGUCGGAUGUUUCUGAAGUUUCUGCUUCUCCAGAAGCAGAAGAGAGAUUCCUGAAAUCAGGAAACUUCGAAAGCAAGCGUCAAAGGAAGCCCACUAAAAAGCUCUUGGAAUCCAAUGAUUUGGACACUGCCUUUAUGCCAAAGAAGGAUGAAUGGACUCCCCCAAAGAAGGGCACGGGCCCUUCCGAGAGCGACAGCUCUGAGCUCUACUCGCCAGCCCACUUCUCGGACCUGGGAGAAGCUUCUGAAAAGCUCUUGGAGAAGCAGCGGAAGCGGAAGAGACAGCGCCAUCCCUCUGCUGCAAUGCAUUCCAAGAAGGAGAGAAAUGAGGAAGGGCUGGGGGAGACCCCACACUCUGAGGGCGAAACAUCAGUUCAUGGGACUGCUGCAAGCCCCAAAGAGGGUAAUGAAGAGGGGUCAGAGAACGACCAUGGAGUGCCUUCAUCCAAAAAGAUGCAGGGGGAGCGUGGUGGAGGAGCAGCUCUCAAGGAGAAUGUGUGUCAGAUCUGUGAGAAGCCAGGGGAGCUGUUGCUGUGUGAGGCGCAGUGCUGUGGUGCUUUCCACCUGCAGUGCCUUGGGCUCUCCGAGAUGCCAAAGGGCAAGUUCAUCUGCAAUGAGUGUUCCACAGGGGUCCAUACCUGCUUUGUGUGCAAGAGCUGUGGGGAAGAUGUAAAACGGUGCUUGCUGCCCCUCUGUGGGAAGUAUUACCAUGAAGCGUGCAUACAGAAGUACCCGCCCACCGUCAUGCAGAACAAGGGCUUCCGAUGCUCCCUGCACAUAUGUAUGACUUGUCAUGCUGCUAACCCAGCAAACAUCUCUGCAUCUAAAGGUCGCUUGAUGCGCUGUGUGCGGUGUCCGGUUGCGUACCACUCCAACGACUUCUGCCUGGCUGCUGGGUCCGUGGUCCUCGCCUCCAACAGCAUCAUCUGCCCCAAUCACUUUACUGCACGGAGGGGCUGCCGCAACCACGAGCACGUCAAUGUCAGCUGGUGCUUUGUCUGCUCAGAAGGGGGCAGCCUUUUAUGCUGUGAGUCGUGCCCAGCUGCGUUUCACCGUGAGUGUCUAAACAUUGAGAUGCCAGAGGGAAGCUGGUAUUGUAAUGAUUGCAAGGCAGGCAAAAAGCCACACUACAAGGAAGUAGUCUGGGUGAAAGUUGGGCGAUACAGGUGGUGGCCAGCUGAGAUUUGCCAUCCUAGGACAAUUCCUGUCAACAUCCAGAAAAUGAAACAUGACAUUGGUGAGUUCCCUGUGCUGUUCUUCGGCUCCAAGGAUUACCUGUGGACCCAUCAGGCCCGUGUGUUUCCUUACAUGGAAGGUGAUGUCAGCAGCAAAGACAAGAUGGGGAAGGGCGUGGAUGGCAUAUACAAGAAAGCUCUCCAGGAGGCUGCAGUAAGAUUUGAAGAGUUGAAGGCACAGAAAGAACUGAGACAGCUUCAGGAAGACAAAAAGAAUGACAAGAAACCUCCUCCCUACAAACACAUCAAGGUGAACCGGCCGGUGGGUAAGGUGCAGAUCUUCACUGCAGACCUGUCCGAGAUACCACGGUGCAACUGCAAACCAACAGAUGAAAACCCCUGCGGCCUGGACUCCGAAUGCAUCAACCGCAUGUUGCUCUAUGAGUGCCACCCCAUGGUGUGCCCUGCUGGGGAGCGCUGCCAGAACCAGUGCUUCUCCAAGCGGCAGUAUCCCGAGGUACAAAUCUUCCGCACCUUGGCACGAGGCUGGGGCUUGCAAGCCAAAACAGACAUCAGAAAGGGUGAAUUUGUUAAUGAGUAUGUUGGGGAGCUAAUUGAUGAGGAGGAGUGUCGAGCCCGAAUCCGCUAUGCUCAGGAGCAUGACAUCACCAAUUUCUACAUGUUGACACUGGAUAAGGAUCGAAUCAUUGAUGCUGGGCCAAAGGGCAAUUAUGCUCGGUUCAUGAACCAUUGCUGCCAGCCAAACUGUGAGACUCAGAAAUGGUGUGUGAACGGCGAUACUCGGGUGGGGCUCUUCGCAAUUGUAAAUAUCAAAGCUGGGACUGAGCUGACUUUCAACUACAAUCUGGAGUGUUUGGGAAAUGGAAAGACCGUUUGUAAAUGUGGUGCCCCAAACUGCAGUGGCUUCCUAGGAGUAAGGCCAAAGAGCCAACCCAACCUCACCGAGGAAAAGUCCAAGAAGCUAAAGAGACGGCCGCAGAUGAAGCGCAGGUCGCAGGCGGAGGUGAUGAAGGAGAGAGAGGAUGAGUGUUUCAGCUGUGGAGACGGAGGGCAGCUAGUUUCUUGUAAGAAGCCAGGCUGCCCCAAGGUGUACCACGCGGACUGCCUCAACCUGACCAAGAGACCUGCAGGAAAAUGGGAGUGCCCAUGGCAUCAGUGUGAUGUGUGUGGUAAGGAAGCAGCUUCCUUCUGCGAGAUGUGCCCCAGGUCCUUCUGCAAGCAGCACCGGGAAGGCAUGCUCUUCAUCUCCAAGCUGGAUGGACGUUUAUGCUGCACAGAGCAUGAUCCCUGUGGGCCUAACCCUCUAGAGCCAGGAGAAAUUCGUGAGUAUGUGCCUUCCAUAGGAGCCCUGGCUAACGGCGAGGACACCCAGCCACCUGAGCAGCCACCUGCAGACACAGACCUGAGCGUUGAGCCUGUGGACAGCUUACCUCAGCCUGUGGCCCUCAGACUGCAGUCACCAGAAAAGCCCCCUGCUACCCUAGCACUGAGGCUGCCGCCGUCAGACAAGCCCCCCACCACCGUAGCCCUGAGGUUGCAGCCGUCAAACAAGCCCCCCACCACCCUGGCCCUCAGGCUGCCUCCGCCAGACAAACCGCCAGCCACCCUGGCGCUGAGACUGCCACCAUCAAAUAAACCCCCCACCACCUUGUCACUGAGGCUGAAGCCAUCCAACAAACCCCCCACCACCCUCUCGCUUCGGUUGCAGCCUUCAGACAAACCUCCCACCACCCUGUCGCUCCGCCUGCAGCCGUCAGACAGGCCCCAGGCUGCCCUGUCCCUAAGGCUGCAGUCAGAGAAGCAACCCAUCAUCGUAGCGCUGAGGCCUCAGGAGCCUGACAAACCUCCCACCAACGCGGUGCUGUGGCCACUGGAUGAGUCCUCCAGUGAUGCCUCACAGCCUCAUCUGUCGAGCAAAUCUCCUCCAGGAACUCCACACUCCUUGGACGAGUCGCUUGUUACUGCUGGUGCCCUGCAGCUCCAGCUGUCUGAUGAGUCUCCUGCUGACCCCGGGGUCUUGGGGUUAUUGGACAAGUCCCUCAUUGACACCAGGACCCAGCAGCCUGAGCUGCUGGAUGAAUUCCCAACGAAAUGCCUGCAUCCUCAACUGUCAGACAGACUUCUUGCUGUAGCAGGGACCCUGCAGUCCCAGACAGUGGAAGAGCCUCUUGUGGCCGAUCAGCCUCAGCCAUCAGACAGAGCUUCUGCCCAGAGCCCACAGCUUCGGUCUGUGGAAGAGGCUCCCAGCUCCUUGGUGCCGCAGGUCCCAGCAUCAGAGAUGGCUCCUGGUCCUGGGGUGCUGUGGCCUCUGCCCCUUGAAAACGUCCCCAGCUCCCUGGUCUCGCGGAUCCUGCCCAUGGAGAAGGCUUCUGGAUCAGCUGUGUCACGGCCCCCACCUCCAGAGAAGGCUUCCUUCUCCGGGGCAGUGCGGGUCCCAGCCAUGGAGAACGCUCCAAGCCCUGGGACACCCCGUAUCCUGCCUCUGGAGAAGGCUCCUGCCUCAGGGAUGUCACGGAUCUUGUCCGCAGAGAAGGCUCCCAGCUUAGGGGCACCGCGGCCCCUGCCUCCAGAGAAGGCUCCUGGCUCCCGGUCACCGCAUGUCCUGCCCAUGGAGAAGGCCCUUGGCUCAGGGGCCCUGCGGAUCCCGCUCACACAGAAGGCGCUCACUCCCGGGGUGCUGCGAUCCCUGCCUCCGGAGAAGGGUGCUGACUCUGGGGCCCUGCGGGUCCUGCCUCCAGAGAAGGCUCUUGGCUCUGGAGUAGCUCGGCCUCAGCUCUUGGAGAGGCCCCUCACUCUCACAGCCCCGUGGCCUCAGCCAUCGGACAAGCUGGCAGCUGCUGUGGCUCCUCGGCCUCAAGCCUUGGACAAGCCUCCAGCCGUGUCAGCUCCGAGGCUGUUGCUGUCGGAGAAGGCACUGCGGCCUGUCGACCAGAACGCGCAGCCGAAGGAGAGAGGAGCCCCAGUUGUGGAGCUGAGUCCCCAGCAGAAAGAGAGGACCAUGUUAGCUGGCGAGCAAAUCUCUUGGUCUGCUGGGAAAGUGGUGACACAUGUCGGACAGGUACCUUGGCCUACGGAGAAACUACAGACACAUGAGCAGACCCACUGGCCCACUGCAAAAGCCCUGACUCUUGCAGAGCAGCCUCUCCGGACAGCAGAGAAACUACCAGAGCAGACCCUUCAGCCCAGCUGGGAAGUGGCCUCAGCCCCUGCAGAGCAAACCCCUUGGACAUCAGAGAGAUUGCGUGCGUUUGAGCAGACCCCUCGGCCAGCCAGGGAAGCACCGGUGCCCCCAGAGCAGAUGCAGUGGCUUGUCACGAACAUUCAGACAAUUGACCAGAUUCCUUGGCUGAGUGGAAAAGCACAGACUCCUCGGGGGCAGGACCCUUUGCCUGAACAAAACACAGCGCUAGCCCGUAACCAGGAUUCUGUCUGUCGUGAGUUGGCCGACUCAGAGCCAAAGUGAGGUUGGUGAAUAUGGGAGGCAGGUUUCAGUCUUUUAAUGUUUAGGGAGGGGGAAUCUUCUUUUUUUUUUUUUUUUUUUUUUUUUUUUUUUUUUUUUUUUUAAUUCACUUCCCUGAGCCCAGCCCCUAACCCAUGCACAUCCCAUCCAUAUUCUCUCGUGACAUGAGCAAGGACAUUCAUUUCAGUCUGAGUGUGGUCCAGCCAAAGGGAGAGAGCAUCCGUGACCUUUUCCUCUUCCUUUUACAAAUGGUAAAGCUGAAAUAAAGACUCCACUCUGGGUAAAAAUCUCCAAUUCCAUUGAAAUGGUCACAUUACUUGAUCCAGCGUGUUCGAGCUCCAGGUCUGAUUUGUAGCUGGGUUCCCAGGUACAGCUAGGGGCCUUGCUCUUUUUACUGUAUUUAGAGGAAGCAGAUCAGUCAGGCUGCCCUGGGACUGGAGAUGUUUAGGGAUCAGGCGGUGAGCAGUCAGGUGUACGCCCUUGCUGGACUGUCUAGAAGCAGGGAAGGGGGUUAUCUGUCAUCUGCCCAGGUCUCUGUCCCUGCAGGAUGUUGCUUUGCGAGGUUUGUCCAUAUGUUCACUGGGACGUGCUGCGUGUGUGGUUCACUGAAGGACAGGUAUCAUCUCCAGCUGAGCUGGGAGAGGAGCCCGCUGCACUUGCUCAGUGCAGUUUUCUCCAGCAAUAGACAAUAUCUAUUCAGGCUCCUUUGUAUAAAGCUGUGACUGGCUAGGCCUGAUAAACGGGGAAUCUGAAGGAGGUCAGGGCAAAAAGAGAUCUUGGAAGAAGCCAUCUGGCAGUUUUUUCAUUCUUGUGUCUUAAUCCUUUAGCACAGGAUAUGUAGAGUGUUUCCUGCACUUGAAAACAUUGUGACCUAUAAAGCAGCAAUAGCAGAGUAGGGCAGAGUGGGUUUUCCGCAAGGUGCUGAGCACCACCCUGGCAGGGUGGUGGUUCUCCCUCUCAAAGUUCCAUCCACUCUCUCUUGACCUCUGUCGUCACGGUGAGCCAGCAGACUGAACAGACUUUUCUCCCCUUGCCUCAGAGGUGUUCAGGACAUGGUCGCACCACGCCUGCUCUUCCCAGCAGCAGGAUGCGCUGCCGAGCUGCACGUGAAGCCUGUACCGUUCUCUACACAGCGCAGAGGCAAGGGUGCCGUAGCUGUUAUCAGGACCCAUCUUGACACCUUCCCCUUGGGUAGCUUCUGGCUUAACUCUUCUACAACCAAAGGAGACUUGAAUUAACUGGACUGUGUUGGAGUGUGUGUGUGUGUGUGUGUGUGCGUGCGCAUGUGUGUCCUUCCAACUGAAAAGUAGUUCUCACACUGGAACACGGUGGGCUCCGGCAGCUGGCUGGCUUUCUUUUUUCCUCUUCUCCCUUUUCCAGUUAAGGAGAUGUUUAGUACCUGGUGGUCAUCAGUCUGGUGUCCAGACUAGGCCUGCUGAAAGGUGUUUGCUCAAGCAUUGAGGCAGAAGUUCAGUUGGCUAUGGUACUGGUGGAGCGAGUGGUAGAGUCCCAGGGACCUGCAGAGUGGCAUCUUGUGACCCCUGGCACCCUCGCAGGCAGGAGGACAGGCCUCCCUGGGCGGCACUGCUCGGCCCGGAUGGGGUCGGCAUCCUGCUGAGGAAGCACUGCUGACCAGCACUCUCCCACUCUCACAACACGUUACCUCUGUGGUUUGCCUGAGCUUGGCUGAUCCAGGUGCCUCAGCCGCGGAUCUCCGUGCCCGCCCCCAGUCCCACGCGCAGCUCCAGUGUAUCCCUCUCCUUCCAGGCAGACCCGUAGGUCCCUCCCCAGAAAGGGAGCGUGCCGCUCCAGGCUGACCCUCUCCCUCCAGUGUGGGGGCAGGUCCUUGUUCCCACCUGGCUUGCAAGUGCUUCCAGAGCAGACAGUCAUGAGCUUUGCAAUUUUCUAUGAAGGGAGGCAGACACUUGUACCAAGACAAAUCCCGAUCCAUCUCCUUUCCUGAUGUAUGCACCCCAAGACAACAUCCUGCUGUAAAGGCUGGGUGUGCUGGGCACAAGGGGACGUUACCAGUGCUAUGGUGCAUCUCUUCUCUAGUCCGAAUCAUUUCAGAUCCUUUGUAGAAUAGCUAGUGACUUCAAAAAGCUUUAUGGCUUAUGGAAACUUACUGUUUAAUGUUUUUUUCCGGGAAGACUGGCAGGUUAGUUCCUGCUUGUUGCUGAAACUGGGGAAAUGCAAGCAGCUUGCGUUUCUGCGUGACUCCUGCAAAAAGGGAAUCGGGACAACUCCUCAGAGCCAUUGAGAGAGAAGAUGAUCUAAGGGCAUUCAUUAACUUUUUUAAACAAAAUUUAAAAAAAAACGGUAAUGACGUUCAGUAUAUUAAGUAUUUAUCAUGUGUGAGAAUGAAAAUAAAUCUUGAAUUUACAUUUAUAGGCCUUCCCAUGAGCUGGACUUAGUCAUGUAGAUUGUGUAAGUAGGGUUACCUCCGUGCCAGCCACCCAGCCAGCUACAGCUAUAACCAGAAAGGUAUCUGCACUGCUCUGUCCACCUCCGCUUCGCAUUGUCACGUGUUAACUAGUUAUUUGUUUCAUGAAAAAAUAAACUGUGAAUAUUUUUGGUGCAGGCUUUUUUAAAUCUGUAAAAUGGAGAAGUUCUCAAUGAAUUCUCAUAAGUGCAGGUUUGAAAAAAAUAACUUCAUUAAAUUGUGUGCUCACAUUGUAGGGUGAGGUUCACGGCAGCAGCAGCCUUUCAUGCAGCAGGCUCUUAGCCAAAAGCUUGUUUUGAACAGUAAACGUGGAUUGAACUGUUGCAUGGCAUUUCAGACCCACAGCCUUAUUCCUCCAUACCCCACGUCUCUUGUCUCCCUUCAUGCCUUUUCCAUGAGGAUCCAGGUUUCACGCUUGCUACCUUCUAGCUACUGUCAGAAAGUUGACUUCAGUGUAACUGGGAGGCUGCUCAGUAAAAUUGGCGUUUGGAAACUUCAUUGAAGGAGGAAGCCAGGAAGCUGCUUUUUCCUCCUUGCCCUCCCUGGGCGAUGCUCUGUCAGAUCAGGUUGGCUUUUUCAGGCACGCGGGGCUUGUGGAGGCAGUAGUGGUUCUGUUAGGAAUGACAGGCUGCUGGGUCACAUCAACAAGAUGGGCAAGGCCUGACCAGGUGUGGAGAUAGGUCCUGGCAGCCCUACCCUGCCCCACCUGCCUUCAUCCACAGGGAGCGUGAGCAUGGGAAGAGAAACAGCUCCAGGCAACAAACCCCUCAUGAAGGAAAUGUGGGCUUCUUCAGCACUUGAGGUUACUUGCUGUUGGUGGUGGCUGGUAGCACUGCCAUGGAGGAGAGGGAGAUGUCUGUACUGAAGUAGUUGGGUUCAUUUUUUGCAGUUCAUUACUGUCUUUGGAGCUUAGCCAGUUUGAAUCACUGAGGUUUGUUAAGGUAGAGGAAAGCAGCAGAUAACAUACCCCUGGCUGACCGCUCCUGUAGAAGAGAGACUGCUGCAGCCCUGCUCUGACUUCUGCGAGACCUUGUGCUGGGCUUGUCCAGCUUUGCUGCAGCUCUCUGGCCAAGGUCAUGGUGCUUUUUUGAUGGGUUGGAGGGGUCUGAUCACUCGGCUGCUAACAGUCUCAGGUCAGCUCUAACUGCACCCAAGGUGGGUGAGAGGUGACUCCUGUGUUUAUUCACUGUUGUGUGGAGAGUUGUAGAAGCAGUAUCAAGGGUGUCGUCAUUUCUGCUUAGAGCUGUGUCCGUUUCCCUGCUGUCUCAGAGAGGCUCACAGGAACUUCCCAGUUUCAUGAGCCCAUUCCUGCUUGUAGGAAUGGUUCUCCUUCCCAGUUCUGGAGGGGAAGUGAAGGAUUUGCUCCCAUACAAAUGCUUCGCUGGUCAACUCUUGCUGUCAGGGUAGCCUGGCUGCCCCUGCUCCAAGCAGUGGCUUGGGGUCCCUGGCUGUGACCUCUGUCCUGCAGCAGGACCCGCUUCAGUGGUGGAGUUCCAUGGUGGGCAGGAGAGUUCCAGUUGAUCUUUGGUGAUGGAGGAGCUCUGGUGAGGGUGAUGGUGUGGUCAGGGACUUUCAUGGGCAUGUCCUGCCUGCCCAGGCAGGAGAGGAGGAGCCACUGCAGGGCCCGUGGGACGCAUGGGCAGGAGGGAAGCAAGCACAGGCCACUGUCCUGCGUGGCUUGUCCCAUCUGCACCAGCUCACAGGGCUGGUGCCUGCUAUCAGUCAGGGCUCUGGUGAAUCUAGCAAAGUGGCCACUGUAAGGGAUAGUCAAUCCCCUACUGCACAUCUUCAGAUACUAACUAGCUCAUGGUAGCUUGCUUUAUUGCUAUUCUCAAGUUAAAACUUUUCCUAUUUAACAAAAAAACCCACAAGAACAAGAUUCACUCCACAAUGCACAAAGUAUCCAGGUGGUACUGUGGGAGCAUGCAUUGUAAUUCAGGGUUAAACCCUGCACAGGCUUCGCUUUGAAGGUGUGGUUGUUACUAAAAUUGAGGAGAUGAGAUAAUUGAAUCUAAAGGACAGUAAGGGGAGACAAUGUGGAUUGAGUGUGCUAGAAGAGCUUCAGCUCAAUUUUACAGAAAAAAAUGAAGAAAAAGGAAGAAAAA